GACACUCCGAGUUCUUCGAGUUGAAUGAAAAAAAAUCUCCAUAGGACCCCACUAUCUAAACGAAAAAUGGAAUAUCAGGAUGAAGAAUCAAUUUUGCAUAAUCCCAGAGACGCCUUCGAAUACUAUCUAAUCAUAUAUCGGAUGAUAGCUUCACGAAAUGUUGUUGUGAAAUUGUUGAUGAUAAUAAUACGCCUAAGUUCAGAAAUAAGUGAAAUUCUAGAAAAUCCUACUCGAUUAAAUGGGGAUGUCCGACAAUUACAUGAAGGACAACUAUCAUUUGCAAAUUUGGAAUUGCAAGAAAUAAUAAAAAGUCUUAAUGAGGUAUUUUCAAGACUACAAAUAUUUGGAUUGAGUAUCGAAGACCAACAAAUGCUCGAGGAAUCUAGUGUAAUACUACCAAGAGAAAUGUCGAAAUAUCCAAUAACAAUAAUAAAUCUAUGCACAAAGAUGCAAAAAAUGGUAAUUGAAAAAUUUUACGAAGGCCAACAAGCAACACAUGAAACAUGUGAAGCACUAGUAGAAGAAAUAUAUAAAUUACUUGAAAUAAAAAAACGCUUUGAAAAAGAAACCGCAUUCAAUUUGUCCAAACUAGCAGAUGAUAUGCAACAACAUGUUGCUUCGCUAAAUACGUUGGGUGUUUCUGCCGGAUCUGAGAUGUUAGUCCAUUUUAUGGAAAGUAAAUUGCCUAAAGUCACAUUAGAGAAAUGGGAUAUUACUCUUGAAAGAGACGAAUUUCCAAAACCCGAUCAAAUGUACGAAUUUUUAUACAAGACUGCAGUGUGUGCAUCUAAACGUGAACGAUCGAAAGCAUUAGAAUCGGAUAAGAACAAAGCAGAGCUAUAUUGUUUAAUAAAAAACAAAUAA
Wasmannia auropunctata (little fire ant) is the source of this 864-nucleotide messenger RNA. RefSeq lists its product as uncharacterized. Bases 25 to 864 code for a protein of 279 amino acids. NCBI's taxonomy places the organism in Eukaryota, Metazoa, Arthropoda, Insecta, Hymenoptera, Formicidae. The record is from RefSeq and is a predicted model, not a curated record. The transcript has 6 exons.